UCCCGCCGUGCUUGCUCCGGCGAUUUCUGCGGUUCAUUCGAUCUGCUUGGGCUUCAAGUCUUCAACUCUUCAGGAACUUCUUACCUCGCGCAAUAUUUGCGACCAGUGUUAAUUAGACGACCGCUUCCAAAAGAACCUCUCCGCGCACCUCUCCCCCGUCUCCGUUGCGACAUCAUACCCCUCCACGUAUUCUAUACCCCUCGAUCUCUGACGAAAAAGGGAUUCACCUACAAUGGCAACUCCCGUCCGCAUCACCGUCCUGAUAUCCGGAAACGGUUCCAACCUACAAGCGGUUAUUGACAAGGCAAGCGCGGGUGAACUCCCGGCGACCAUUGUCCGCGUCAUCUCGAAUCGCAAGGACGCCUACGGCCUCGAGCGCGCCCGCAAGGCCAACAUCCCCACGGAAUACCACAAUCUCGUCAAAUACAAGAAACAAUACCCCUCGACCCCCGAGGGCGUUCAGCAGGCGCGGGAAGCCUACGAUGCAGAAUUGGCGCGAUUGGUGCUCGCCGAUAGUCCAGAGCUGGUCUGCUGUCUCGGCUUCAUGCAUGUGCUUUCGCCGAAGUUCUUGAUACCGUUGGAGGAGGCGAAACUCCGGAUCAUUAACCUUCAUCCUGCCUUACCGGGGGCGUUCAAUGGGGCCAAUGCUAUCGAGCGGGCUCACGCUGCUUGGCUAGAAGGCAAAAUCGACAAGACCGGUGUGAUGAUCCACAACGUGAUUUCAGAGGUCGACAUGGGCAAGCCGAUUCUGGUGCGGGAAAUUCCCUUCGUCAAGGGAGAGGACGAAGACCUAGAAAAAUUCGAAGAGAAGGUUCAUCGUAUCGAAUGGGGCGUUGUGAUUGAGGGCGUGCAGCUCACGAUCAAGGAGAUCAGAGGGUGAAAUCAUUAAGUCUACUAUAAUACCACAGGGGCUUUGCCAACAAGAACCAAAAUUUUGCAUGAAAAAUCAGGCGAUGAUUUCAUGAUUUCAAUGAUACACAGGAAAUCUACUUUAGGGGGUUGUGAAAAUUGAAAAGGAAAGGAAGUCAUGAUAUGAUGCAGAAAACAAAACAAAUUCCAUUAUAGAGAAAAGGGGGGAUGAGGGGAUGAGCUCACGCGGCGCCACAC
This is a messenger RNA of Aspergillus melleus, 1107 nucleotides long. RefSeq names its product phosphoribosylglycinamide formyltransferase (gene ade5). The coding region runs from base 233 to 880 and encodes 215 amino acids. Gene Ontology annotation, molecular function: phosphoribosylglycinamide formyltransferase activity. Gene Ontology annotation, biological process: 'de novo' IMP biosynthetic process. Gene Ontology annotation, cellular component: cytoplasm. The record is from RefSeq and is a predicted model, not a curated record. Lineage: Eukaryota; Fungi; Ascomycota; Eurotiomycetes; Eurotiales; Aspergillaceae. The transcript has 3 exons.